Fusarium venenatum is the source of this 1395-nucleotide messenger RNA. RefSeq lists its product as uncharacterized. Gene Ontology annotation, cellular component: plasma membrane. Gene Ontology annotation, molecular function: G protein-coupled receptor activity. The record is from RefSeq and is a predicted model, not a curated record. Gene Ontology annotation, biological process: adenylate cyclase-activating G protein-coupled receptor signaling pathway; cell surface receptor signaling pathway. Lineage: Eukaryota; Fungi; Ascomycota; Sordariomycetes; Hypocreales; Nectriaceae.
AUGAGUCACAAGUUCAUCGCGGGGAGAGGAUCGGAUUUGUUGGACGAGGGUCAGAGAAACAUACUCGUGCUGUUUGAGCGCAUAGGAGGCUCGGUCAGCUUGUUGGCUGUGAUUCUAAUAUUCAUCGCCUACGCGCUUGUACCAAAAGUGCGAAAUGUGCAGAACACUUUUAUAGUGUUUGCUAGUGUCGCAAAUGUCGGUGCUAGCUGUGCGAGUAUCAUCGCCAUGGAUGGACUGGAACUAGGCGUUUCUUCGCCUCUUUGUCAGGCGCAGAGCUUCAUGUUCCAUAUGUUCAUGCAGUCUGAUCCUUGGUGGUCACUAGCCAUGGCUUUCAACGUCUUCCUCGUCUUCUUCUUCCGCGCCAGCCCAGAUUCGUUCCGUCGGUGGUGGUGGGUGUAUUGUCUCAUUUGUUACGGUGGCCCUUUUGCUAUUGCCAUUGCGUUGCUUCUGGUUAGAAACCCGAGCCGCGGCCUUGUGUUUGGUCAAGCCACUAUCUGGUGCUGGGUUAACCGGGACUGGGAAAACAUUCGAAUAUACACUUACUACAUGCUCAUUUGGGUGUGUAUUGCUGGAUCGCUCCUCUUCUACUUCAUGGUAGGCUAUCAUGUUUUUCGUAGUCGGAACAGGCUCAAGAGUUUGUCUGCUUCCAAGAGCAGAGAGCCAGGCCCUGCUAAUCCAUCUCAGGCCCAAGGCCUGCCGCGAAUUGACUUGCUCACAGUUCCCCAAGACUGCUUUUAUGGAACCGUCGUUACUGAUAUACAAGUCGUUCACUCAACUGCCCCAUCAAAUAAUCUCUCCGAUCCACCGAAGCCUGCUUACACGGCUCACUCGUCGUCUCCUCAAGUAUCUUUCGACGAACCAUGUAUUGCAAUCCAAAAUUCCAACAACCACUACUUCUCAACCUCGAUAUCCCCCGGUAUCAGUACACAAAGUAGCGAGUCACCCCUACGACGUGUGGUCUCGGCUACGAGCCGAACCUACAGCAAAUUCGUGGUUGACGACCCCAUCAAGCGGGCUUAUUUACGCACGAGCUUCCUCUUCGCCCUUAGUGUGUUGGUGACCUGGAUCCCGAGCAGUUUAAACCGCAUCCAUAGCUGGCUAUUUGGCAAGUCUCCCUUCGAGUACCAUGUCGCCACAGCUGCUGUGCUUCCCCUCCAAGGACUAUGGAACGCAGUAAUCUUCUUCGUCACAAGUUGUCGACCACUAAAAGAUUGGUGCAGAAACGGCGGAGACGACCAUGCCAUUCAAGAUCGAGAGAUGAUUCAAACGAGGGACGAGCAUGAUGAACAUGCUGGAAGGGGCGGCGAGAGCUUCCUGGAUGACACAGACUCCGGUAGUGACGUUGAGCUGCGACGAAUCGGGGAAGCGCCAGGAAAGAGAUCUUCGAGCUUAUGA